AUGUUCACUUCAUUAGCUAUUACACUGUUAGCUUCUUUAUCAGCUAUCAACGCUUCUCCCAUCUCACUACAACCUAGACAAGGUGGUGUUCAAGUGAUUAACAACUGUUAUCAAUCAGGUCAAGUCGCUUUGACUUUUGAUGAUGGUCCAUACAAUUACGAACAGGAUGUUGCCAACGCUCUAAACGGUGGUAAAGGUACAUUCUUCCUUAAUGGUAACAACUACGGUUGUAUCUAUGACAAAGCCGAUCAAAUCAAAUCACUACAUGCUCAAGCUCAUACCCUCGGAUCACAUACCUGGUCCCAUGCCGAUUUGACUCAACUCGACGAAGGGGGUAUCCACCAAGAGCUUGAGAAAGUGGAACAAGCCUUCAUCAAAAUUUUAGGUCUCAAACCUCUGUACUUCAGACCUCCUUAUGGUUCUUAUAACGAUUUGGUACUUAAAGUAUUGUCUGAUAGAGGUUACAAGAAACUCUUCCUCUGGUCUGAGGACACUGGUGAUGCCAAUGGUGAAUCCACCGGAUACUCAGAGGGUGUUCUCGACGGUGUAGCCAACUCUUACCCAUCUCCUCACUUGGUCCUUUCUCAUUCCACCAUCCAAACCACCUCUUCCGAAGUCCUUCCUAACUCCGUAUGGAAGAUCCAACAAGCUGGAUACUCGUUGGUUGCUGUCGACACCUGUUUAGGUGAUUCUGGUGAAUGGCCAUACGAAUACGUUGGUGAACCUGGUGAACCCGAUGGUUCAUGGACCUGUUACUAA
Molecule: messenger RNA, 759 nt
Organism: Kwoniella botswanensis
Lineage: Eukaryota; Fungi; Basidiomycota; Tremellomycetes; Tremellales; Cryptococcaceae
Exons: 8
Coding region: 1-759 (252 amino acids)
Biological process (GO): carbohydrate metabolic process
Molecular function (GO): hydrolase activity, acting on carbon-nitrogen (but not peptide) bonds
Source: RefSeq, a predicted model, not a curated record